UUCUCGUUAUCCUGAAUACAGGUACGACAGGCUGGCGACAGAUCACACCAUGGGCGACCAAGGAGAAGAAGAUGUCGUGGUGGUGAAUGAGACAUCGAGCCGCCAUGGCGUCGAUGAUGCUCUGGCGAAGCGUGUCCUGCGCAAGAUCGACAUGAGGCUUGUGCCGCUGUUGUUCAUCACGUAUGGGCUCAACUUCAUGGACAAGACGAUCUUGUCCAGCGCAUCUGUCUUUGGGCUCCAGGAUGACACGAACCUACAAGGCCAAGACUACAGCUGGGUCUCGUCCAUCUUCUACUUUGGCUAUCUAGCCUGGACCUACCCCACCAACAUCCUCAUCGCCCGGCUCCCCGUAGGCCGCUACAUGACAGCCAACGCCCUGGUCUGGGGCGUUGUCGUGGCCCUCACGGCAGCCUGCACCAACUACGGCGGCCUGCUCACAGUGCGCUUCCUCCUGGGCGCCGCCGAGGCCACCAUCACGCCGGCCUUCAUGUUCAUCACCACCAGCUGGUACACCCGCGACGAGAUCCCCGUGCGCACGGGCAUCUGGUUCUCGGGCAACAGCAUCGGCGGCAUGGUCGCCUCGCUGUUCGCCUUUGGCGUGGGCCACAUCACCGACAGCAUCGGGCCCUGGCGCUGGAUGUACAUCAUCCUCGGCGCGGCCACCUUCCUCUGGGGUCUCGUGCUGUGGCUGGCCCUGCCCGACAGCGUCUCGACGGCGCGCUUCCUCACGCCCGAGGAGCGCCAGUACGCCGCGGACCGCAUCAUCGUGGCCGGCACAGGCCGCACCGAGGCCGCCGCCUGGAGCUGGGCCCAGGCCCGCGAGUGCCUGGCCGACCCCAAGACCUGGUUCCUCGUCGGCCUCGAGAUCACCACCCAGAUCCCCAACGGCGGCACCCAGAACUUUGCCAACCUCGUCAUCGAGUCCUUUGGCUUCACCAGCCUGCAGAGCACCCUCGUCAACAUCCCCUACUCUCUGCUGUCCGGCGGCUGCAUCUUCUUCACCGGCUGGCUGGCCGGCCGCUUCCGCCAGGCCCACUGCCUGCUCGUCGCCGCCGUCGUCCUGCCCUGCGUGGUCGGCGCCGCCCUCAUCUACGCCCGCGCCCGUGUGGCCCUGGGCGUGCAGCUGUUUGGGUACUUUCUGCUCUGCACGGGAUCCUCCGCCAUGCCCCUCGCCCUGUCGCUCGUGCAGGCCAACUACCGCGGCGUCACCAAGAAGCUGACCGUCACGUCUCUGCUGUUCCUCGCCUACUGCACCGGCAACAUUGCUGGCCCCCAGUUCUUCCGGUCGGCCGAGGCGCCCCUCUACCAGACGGCCUUCCGCACCAUCAUGAUCUGCUACUCGCUGGCCGUGGCCUUGGCUCUGGGCUUGCGGGUGUACCUGGCACGAGUGAACGCGAGGAGGACGAGGGACGAAGGUUUCGAGGGGAGCGCGGGUGCGUCGGGCGCUGUGGGCGGCGGGAAAGUGGUCGAUAUCGCCCAGGGCGGGGCAGAUGCUGUCUCAAGGGUGGAGUUGAGAGGUGAGGAUUACGAGGAUGUGACGGAUUGGCAGAUUGCUGGGUUUCGAUAUCGCUUGUAG
This is a messenger RNA of Cryphonectria parasitica EP155, 1576 nucleotides long. RefSeq names its product MFS general substrate transporter. Bases 50 to 1576 code for a protein of 508 amino acids. Gene Ontology annotation, molecular function: dipeptide transmembrane transporter activity; allantoate transmembrane transporter activity. Gene Ontology annotation, biological process: dipeptide transport; tripeptide transport; transmembrane transport. The transcript is spliced from 2 exons. Gene Ontology annotation, cellular component: plasma membrane. Lineage: Eukaryota; Fungi; Ascomycota; Sordariomycetes; Diaporthales; Cryphonectriaceae. The record is from RefSeq and is a predicted model, not a curated record.